AUGGCGAAAACGACGUCGAUGCUGCUCUGUACGCUAUUCCUCUUCGGAAUCCUAGCUCUUACCCAGGCAAAGAAAUCGAAGGAGGAAUUGAAGGAAGUGACCAACAAGGUUUUCUUUGAUGUUGAGAUUGAUGGGAAAGCUGCAGGUCGUAUUGUAAUUGGUCUUUUCGGGAAGGCCGUUCCAAAAACUGCAGAAAACUUCCGAGCUCUUUGCACAGGGGAAAAGGGGACUGGUAAAAGUGGAAAGCCUCUCCAUUACAAAGGUAGCUCAUUCCACAGAAUUAUUCCUAGCUUUAUGAUCCAAGGAGGUGAUUUUACACAUGGCAAUGGAAUGGGCGGAGAAUCAAUUUACGGAGAGAAGUUUGCUGAUGAGAACUUCAAGUUAAAGCAUACUGGACCAGGACUUCUGUCAAUGGCGAACGCAGGUCCUGAUACCAACGGUUCUCAAUUUUUCAUCACAACUGUGACAACUAGUUGGUUGGACGGAAGGCAUGUUGUUUUUGGUAAAGUUAUAUCUGGAAUGGAUGUUGUUUACAAGAUUGAAGCUGAAGGAAGGCAAAGUGGCACUCCCAAGAGCAAGGUUGUUAUUGCCGACAGCGGUGAACUUCCACUAUAA
Sphenostylis stenocarpa is the source of this 615-nucleotide messenger RNA. Lineage: Eukaryota; Viridiplantae; Streptophyta; Magnoliopsida; Fabales; Fabaceae. The record is from the annotation of a GenBank genome assembly.